UUUUCGGAAGUUUGUUAUGGCUCGCACCAAGCAGACGGCCCGCAAGUCCACCGGCGGCAAGGCGCCGCGCAAGCAGCUGGCCACCAAGGCGGCCCGCAAGAGCGCGCCGGCCACGGGCGGCGUGAAGAAGCCGCACCGCUACCGGCCCGGCACGGUGGCCCUGCGCGAGAUCCGCCGCUACCAGAAGUCCACGGAGCUGCUGAUCCGCAAGCUGCCGUUCCAGCGGCUGGUGCGCGAGAUCGCGCAGGACUUCAAGACCGACCUGCGCUUCCAGAGCUCGGCCGUGAUGGCGCUGCAGGAGGCGUGCGAGGCCUACCUGGUGGGGCUCUUCGAGGACACCAACCUAGCACUUUUUUUCGCGAUGUCUGGGCGUGGUAAAGGCGGGAAGGGCCUUGGCAAAGGAGGCGCUAAGCGUCACCGCAAAGUUCUACGCGAUAACAUUCAAGGUAUUACUAAGCCCGCUAUUCGGCGUUUGGCUCGUCGUGGGGGCGUCAAGCGCAUUUCCGGUCUCAUUUAUGAGGAGACCCGCGGGGUGCUGAAGGUGUUUCUGGAGAACGUGAUUCGCGACGCAGUGACCUACACCGAGCACGCCAAGCGCAAGACGGUCACGGCCAUGGACGUGGUCUACGCGCUUAAGCGCCAAGGACGCACUCUCUACGGCUUCGGCGGCUAAGCUUCCGCUGAUCGCCUCGCUUAACACGGCAAACCUCAA
Camelus dromedarius (Arabian camel) is the source of this 712-nucleotide messenger RNA. Its product is annotated as histone H3.1. Gene Ontology annotation, molecular function: protein heterodimerization activity; DNA binding; structural constituent of chromatin. The transcript has 3 exons. Lineage: Eukaryota; Metazoa; Chordata; Mammalia; Artiodactyla; Camelidae. Bases 17 to 673 code for a protein of 218 amino acids. Gene Ontology annotation, cellular component: nucleosome. The record is from RefSeq and is a predicted model, not a curated record.